AUGCAGCUUUGUAUGCGUAGAGAGCAGUCUGACGACAUCUCCGACAAUUGGCUGCUUCAAUUUAUCAACGUCGAGGUCUUGAGAGAAGUCGGCCAGUUGGUUCUGAUGAACAGUGAAGGCGAUGACCCGGAGUUUGCCGUUCUCAAGAAGGGCUUUUAUAACCCCACCUUGCGCAUGAAGUAUAAGCAUAGCGCAACUAACAUCCGUCUUACCCAGCCUGGCGCCUCCCUGUUUCCAGAAGAAAAAGUCCAGAACGAAGUUGCUGUUAUGCGGUACAUCCUAGACAAAACACCCAUUCCAGUUCCAUUCAUUCAUCAAUUUGAUUCAAAAGAGAAAAGUCCUCUUAAAUUGAGUUCAUACAUCAUGAUGGAUUAUAUUGAGCAUGAUACGAAGAUGCAUGAAGCCCUCAAUUAUCCAGGAUGCCCGACUGAGAAGCGUGGACAUCUUGAUCCAAAUCUUGAUGAAGGCCGACUUGAAACAUUGUAUGGACAAGCAGCAGGCAUCCUACUCUAA
Messenger RNA from Penicillium malachiteum, 513 nucleotides. RefSeq lists its product as uncharacterized. Lineage: Eukaryota; Fungi; Ascomycota; Eurotiomycetes; Eurotiales; Aspergillaceae. The transcript has a single exon. The record is from RefSeq and is a predicted model, not a curated record. The coding region runs from base 1 to 513 and encodes 170 amino acids.